AUGGGCGUCCAUCUGGAUCGUAAACUCCACAUGCAGCACCAUGUCACGCAACUACGCUGCAGACUUAGAGCACUCUACAAGAAAUUAGAAUGGCUCAUAGGCAAAAAGAGCAUGUUGUCUGUAGACUGCAAAAUCACCAUCUACAAGCAACUUGUUGCACCAAUAUGGAGAUAUGCUUUGCCGAUUUGGGGUGCCAUGAUUUCCGACACACAGCUGCGCCGAAUAGAAUCCACACAAAAUUGGAUUCUAAGGAAAAUAGUAAAGGCCUCUUGGUGGAUAAGGAACCAAGACAUUCGCGAAACAUACGACAUAGGCACAGUGGAUGAGAUAUUCAAUAUCACAAGUAAAAGAUUUGCCAAUUCACUUGUUAUCCAUCCAAAUGCCAAUGCUCGUAAACUCAUCGCAAGUCCGUAUGUGCCCAUUCGUCUCGAACGGCAAAGAUAUAACCAGCAACUCCAACAACACGUUCGCCCACUACAGCAAUUAUUGCAGCAAUCCCAAGAGCAACAACAGCUGCCAACUCUUCUACGCAUGGAACAAGAAGAAGACGAAGCCAAUACGCUCAGAAGGCAACAGGAACAGCAACAACAGGCUAGACAACAAGCACCAGUCAGAUUCAGUGAGAUGAGAAUAAACUCACUCAGACGGCAAUAUAGGGAAGGACGAAUGUCGCUUGAGGACCUAAAGCUUGCUAUUAGGGACCAGCCAUUGAUAAUCCAGCAACUAGUAUUGCCUCGUGAGCUGGCUAUAGAAAUAUACCGGCAGCAACAGCAACAGCAGCAACAACAUCCUGAAGAGCAGGAGCAGCAGCUAGAAGUACACCAGCAACAGCAAAAUCAAACACCUGAUGUUGAAAUAGUGCUAGCUACAGCACUGCAGCACACAGAACAACAAUCAGAACGGUCACUCUCGCAAACCCAGCACGCCCACUUGCAGCAACAGCGGCUAACUGAGGACGAACGGCAGCUUGAGCAGCGACUGGAAAUAAUCAGUCGCCAACUCGAGCGUGAUAUUGAUGAGGCUUCUAAUAAUGAGCCAAGUCAGCAGCAGCGACCACCAGAGCAGCAGCAACAAAAACAGUUACAACAUACAAUAACUUCAACUGAAACAAACACUACAAAUAAUAAUACAUGCAAUACAGAUUGUGCCACUAAAACCAAUUCUUAUAUUCCACAGAGCAUAUUAGUCCCACACAGUCGUACAGGCAGCGACACAGAUGCUUCUCGGCACCAUAGUCAGCAGGUGGCUACACAACAGCUUCACCAACAGCAUCCAAAUAGUCGCCAGCAGCAACAGCGGGAGGUAGUUGAGGCACUCAGCAGCAACAACACGCAGUCACCACCACGGGCAGCUAAAAGGCAAAGAAGUGGUUCAGUAUCCUAUAUUGAACCUAAAAGACGCUUACCUGCAGCCUAUGAAAAUCAGCAACAGCGGCAACUUCUUACCUUACUAGGUAAAAGGCACUCCACGGGUGCAGCUCAACACAACCGCUGGCCUCCAAAGCGCCAGAGACUGGUGCAACAGCGGCAGCAGCAGCGUCUAGUGUGCCUGAGACGAACGCGGCCAGGCAUAUGGCAGCUGCAAAUGCCCCACAGGCUGGGAGUAUGGCUUCUACUCUCUUGCUUUGGCCUGCAAACACGUCUGAAGGUGCCGCAGAUGCUUCAACAGGCACCUCCAACAGCACACAGCGAAUCCUCGACGAAUGGCAGGCAUCUCCAAAUUGCCAGAAGGCGGCCGUGGCACUCCUGGCAGAGACUCCAACGUCGAUGGUCCGACAGCGGGCGACAAAUACACAGGAAAGCCAGGCCGUACAACAUAUUACUCCAUGCAACCUGGAAUAUAGAAUAA
Molecule: messenger RNA, 1848 nt
Organism: Drosophila montana
Lineage: Eukaryota; Metazoa; Arthropoda; Insecta; Diptera; Drosophilidae
Product: putative mediator of RNA polymerase II transcription subunit 26
Exons: 1
Coding region: 1-1848 (615 amino acids)
Source: RefSeq, a predicted model, not a curated record